AUGCCCUUGCCCAAUCAAGUGUUUUAUCAACGCGGAGGGCGCUGCAAGGUGCUGGAAGAAGACGAAGCAGUGCAGUGCAGCGCGGAGCAACUUGCAGGGUGGCAAGGGAAGAAAGAGCAAGAAAGGAGCAAAAGGUAUCAAGAAACCCUGUUGCAGCAGUCAAACCUCCAGAAGGCCAAGACUCAGGUGGACAAGUUCCUGCAAAACCAUCACAUUCGCAGCGACAGCUUCGAUGUCAAUGUGGCAAAGAAGUCGUGUUGGGGGCUGUGCCGAACUUAUCCGCUUCAUCUGGCCGCAAAAGAGAGAGACUGGCACAUGGUUCGCUUGCUCCUCUUCUUCGGAGCAGACCCGUCGCUGCAGGACAGCCGUGGAAUGACGCCCUAUGACUACAUGGGACCAUAUAUGCGAGCAGAAUAUGAUUAA
Molecule: messenger RNA, 423 nt
Organism: Symbiodinium necroappetens
Lineage: Eukaryota; Dinophyceae; Suessiales; Symbiodiniaceae
Source: the annotation of a GenBank genome assembly